Messenger RNA from Centrocercus urophasianus (Greater sage-grouse), 1674 nucleotides. RefSeq names its product G protein-activated inward rectifier potassium channel 4-like. Gene Ontology annotation, cellular component: plasma membrane. The coding region runs from base 1 to 1674 and encodes 557 amino acids. Gene Ontology annotation, biological process: potassium ion import across plasma membrane; regulation of monoatomic ion transmembrane transport. Lineage: Eukaryota; Metazoa; Chordata; Aves; Galliformes; Phasianidae. The record is from RefSeq and is a predicted model, not a curated record. The transcript is spliced from 3 exons. Gene Ontology annotation, molecular function: inward rectifier potassium channel activity.
AUGGCCGCGGUGCUUCCAGCCAGCAGCAGCACGGAGCCUCAGCACAGCCUCUGCACCCACAACAGCGUGGGCAGCACCUGGCUUCCACGUGAGGAGCCCUGGGGUCGCAGGAACUCCAUCCCACCCACGCAGGCGCCCACCGCCAGGCACAUGCUGGCCUACCUGCCACGGCCACCCACCGACACCAGCCGCUAUGGCACCUUCCCCCAGAAGCCCGAAGUCCCAGCUGCCCCCGUGCUUCUCGCAGAUGCUGCUGCUGAGAGAAGUGUCCUGGUUCCAAACGACCUCUUUUCACCUUGUGGCACCGAUGUUCCUAGCGACCCAGCUCCCACGCAGAGCUGUGUAGACUCGGAAGCCAUGGGAUCCACCAGGCGCUGGCCCAGUGUCUCCAUUACCACCAGCGACGUGCCCAAGCACCGCCGGGCCUCACGCCAAGACCACCCGCCUGUGCUGCGUGACGGCGCCUCUCGCUGGUACCCACGGCACAACCGCAGCGUGCCCAGCAUCCUCAGCCCCACACAGAGCAGGACGCCCAACCGCAGCAUCGUCUCCAUCCCUGCCUCUGAGAGGUUGCAGAGCCGGCGUUGCAAGCUGAUAGAGGACGAGCGGCCGCUGGGUCUGGCCGGCAAGCAGCGGCGCCAGCGCUACGUCACCAAAGUGGGCAAGUGCCAAGUGAACCUGGGCAACAUCCAGGAGAAGAAGAGGUUUCUCUCGGACAUUUUCACCACUAUUGUGGACCUCAAGUAUCGCUGGUUUCUCUUUGUUUUCAUGAUGUGCUAUAUUGUCACCUGGCUUGUCUUCGGCACCAUCUAUUUCUUUGACGCGUGGAUAAGGGAUGACGUCAACCACAUCGGGGACCCAGAGUGGAAGGCGUGCAUCGAGAACGUGGACAAUUUCAUAUCUGCCUUACUCUUCUCUGUGGAAAGUCAGAGGACCAUUGGCUACGGCUCCAGGAUCGUGACAGCCAACUGCGCUGAGGGCGUCAUCCUGCUGAUGGCGCAGUCCAUCAUCGGGUCCAUGAUUGAUGCCCUUAUGGUGGGGUGCAUGUUUGUCAAGAUCUCCAGGCCCAAGAAGCGUGCCCAGACCUUAAUCUUCAGCAAAAAUUGUGUCAUCUCCCACAGGGACGAGAAGCUCUGUCUGAUGUUCCGCAUCGGGGACCUCCGGGAGAGCCACAUGGUGGAUGCAAAAAUAAGAGCCAAGCUGAUCAAAUCCCGACAGACCAAAGAAGGGGAGUUCAUCCCCUUGGAGCAGUCGGAGCUGAACUUAGGCUACGAUACAGGGGAGGACAGGUUGUUCCUGGUGGAGCCCCAGAUCAUCUGCCACGUCAUCAACCAGCACAGCCCCUUCUGGGACCUGUCGGCAGAGUCACUGAAGAGGGAGCAGUUUGAGAUCAUCAUCAUCCUCGAGGGCAUUGUGGAAGCUACGGGGAUGACGUGCCAGGCCCGCACCUCCUACACCGAGGACGAGAUCCUGUGGGGGUACCGCUUCGAACCCUGCAUGUCCCUGGAGAAAGGCGCCUUCCGCGUGGACUACAGCCGCUUCGAGCUGACCUUCGAGGUGCAGACCCCAGCAGUGAGUGCCAGGGAGAUGCAGGAGAUGGCAGAGCUGGAGCGCCAGGACCGCUCCACACCCAGCCUGUGCUGGGAGCUGCUGCCGCAGCCCUGCGGGUCCUGA